Tupaia belangeri chinensis (Chinese tree shrew) is the source of this 1088-nucleotide messenger RNA. RefSeq names its product zinc finger protein 669-like. The record is from RefSeq and is a predicted model, not a curated record. The transcript has 6 exons. Bases 1 to 852 code for a protein of 283 amino acids. NCBI's taxonomy places the organism in Eukaryota, Metazoa, Chordata, Mammalia, Scandentia, Tupaiidae. Gene Ontology annotation, biological process: regulation of DNA-templated transcription.
AUGCAGGGGCAGGAGGGAGGCCUGGCGGGUCCAGGGCUGUUGCCAAAUACCUGCUCCAGCAUUCCAGAACUCUUGAGUCCUGUCAGUGAAGCGCCAGUCUUCGAGGCCCAUUUCCGGCAGGGGGCGGGGACCGGCUUUCGACAAUCUCGCGAGCUCUUCCUGUGUCAUGGCUCCCUGCUGUGUUUCCCUGUCCGAGCUGUACCUAUUGGCCUCCGUGGGCUCUGUGUCGUCACACACCGCGAGAGGGAGACCAAGGAGGACUUAGGGACAUCUCAGAAGCCAGGAAAUGGUGAGUGUGGGGGGUCAGGAGUCUUAAGCCAGGGCAAGAGGAGCGGUUGGGGUCUGGUAGAAUCCGCUGUGGCUGAGUCGGGCCUCCCGCGUCCACCCCGGAGUCUGCGGCCCCGAGUUCUCCGCUGGCGCCAGCUGGACCCUCGGUCCCUUCCGCCCCAAGGUGGGAGAGCUGAGUCGCCUGUGCUCUAUGCCUCCAGUCCUCCUGUCUUCACUAGGCAGACAUCCAUCAGAGAGCCUUCAGGGUCCACUUUUAGAGACACAUUGGUGGACUCAGUGGCAUUUGAGGAUAUGGUUGUGAACUCCACACAGGAAGAGUGGGCUUUGCUGGAUCCUUCACAGAGGAAACUACAGAGAUGUGAUGCAGGAAAUCUUCAGGAACUUGGCCUCUACGGAAGGUGUGUAGUACACAAACAACAAGAGAAGAAAGAAAGUGAUCCAUGCGGAGAAACUGUUGGUCAUAUUACAGAAAGUAACCUGAACAAGCAAACAUCUCCUGGAGUCAAAUCAUGUAAAAACAGUGCAGAAGGCGUCAUUCAUUCACAAAGCGUGGAAAGCAUAUGAAUAUCAGGAACAUGCAGAGAAACCAUGGGGAAAUCUCUUCUUUUCUCUUAUAAGUGUGGGAAGAACUGUGAGAACACAAAAUGGUGUUGAACCUUAUAAAUGUAAGAUCUGUGGGAAAGCCUUUGAUUAUCCUAAUUUAUUUAAGUUACAUGUAAAAAAUCAGACUGGGAACCAGCAGUUAGCGUAAUGGAUAUGUCACUGUACUCCCAUGUAGUCGACCACAGCUCACGUCCCGG